AGAAAUGAUAUAGGAGGAGAACCCUAAGCCCGCCAUUUCUUGUCUCCUUUGUCCCUCUCCAACGGUCCGUGGAUCGUCUCCCUUCUUCAUGGUGAUUGGUGAACCGUGAACCUUCAAUUCUUCCCAGUUCCGUGGCUUUCUCCUUCCUCCGGUCUUUCUCUGCUCUCUUUCAUUCAUGAUUUGAAGCCCUAAAAUGGCGCGUCAGCAGAGGAAGGUCAUGUGCCCUGAGAACGAAGGUCUGGCGUCCUUCCUCUUGGGCAGGCGCGACGAGAUGGCGGAGAAGAAGGCGAUCUCGGAGAACCUCGAGCUCAUUAUCUACAAGGCCUAUUCCAACAUCUGCGACUCCAAGAACCCUCUCAGAACCCUCAAGGAGGUCUCCCAAGUCAAGGGUGUUGGAAAAUGGGUCAUACAGCUCUUACAAGGGUACUUCCGAAAGGAUUCCGAACCUUCCCAAUCUUUGGAUUCCGAAAAUACGAAGAAGAAGGGCAAGGUAUCGAAGAGAUACAUUCCGCAGAAGAAUUCGGCUGCGUACGCACUGUUGGUUACCCUUUAUAGGGGAACCAUGAGCGGCAGGGGUUUUAUGGGGAAACAGGAGCUUAUCGAUGCCACUGAAUCGAGUGGUUUGUCGAAAGCAUCAAUUGGACUGGAGAAGAGCGAUGGGAAACCAGGCAGUAGUUUUGGGAAUUCAGGCAGAGAUUGGUACUGCGGAUGGAACCGCAUGAAGACAUUGAUAACGAAGGGUUUAAUCGUGAAAUCGAGCAACCCUGCAAAGUACAUGUUGACUGAAGAAGGUAAAGAGGCUGCAUGUGAAUGUCUAGCAAGGUCUGGUAUUGCAGAUUGUGAAGCUUUGACCAACGUCGGUAUGUCUAUCUCUGCAAGGUCAAUUGAUGCAAGCAAUACUGUGACAUCAAGACCUGCUUCUAAAAGGGCACCUAAAGAUUCUGCAGUUUCAUCCACCACAGUGAGCACUCUAAAUUCUGAUUCACGUGGAACCAAAAAGAAGCGUCUUGCAACCACAAACUCUUCAUUUUCUCAAAUUUCGCAGAAUCAAGGGUGUCUUUCAUCUGAAAGCGAGACUCUCGAUAGUGCAAUGGUUGCUGAUCGAACUUAUAUGAAUGUGGUAUCUGAUGAAUCAACAUUAAGGCCAUGCAGUUUGCAACCUUGCACAUUUGAUUUCUUUUUGUGUAAACCAGUUGAUGUGAGUCGUCAGCCAUGCAGCAUACAUUCUUUGGCAAUGCCUCCUGGUAUGCCUGGUGAAAGCUUCGGGGAUCUGUACGACGUGAUUUUAAUAUUGGACGACCGUGAGCAGUUUGGACAUAACAAGAAUGGCUCACAUUCCAGAAAAGUUGUUGAGAGCAUUAGUUCACAAUUUAAACUGCUGGUAGAGGUAAGACGUUUACCUGUUGGAGAUGGAAUUUGGACAGCCCGUCAUAGAUAUGACCAUCAAGAAUAUGUCCUUGAUUUUAUAGUUGAAAGGAAGAAAGUCAAUGAUCUAAGACAGUCAAUCCGGGACAACCGUUAUAAAGAUCAGAAAUUGAGGCUUCUGAGAUGUGGGCUUCAGAAGCUGAUAUAUCUUGUUGAAGGGGAUCCAAAUUCAUCUGAGGCAGCAGAGAGUAUCAAAACCGCUUGUUUCACAACAGAGAUUUUAGAAGGUUUUGAUGUUCAUAGAACGAGUGGCUUGUUUGACACGGUGAAGAAGUAUGGUUACUUGACACAAUCAAUAACAAGUUACUACAGAUUGAAGUUUCCUGGUGCGAGAAACUCCAGAGCUUGUCCUACUUAUGAUGAUUUUGCUCGGAGAUGUGAAAAUCUUGAAAAGCUGACAAUAACUGAUGUCUUUGCUGUCCAAUUAAUGCAGGUGCCGCAGGUUACUGAAGAUACUGCCCUUGCAGUUGUAGAUAUGUACCCAACACUUCUAUCAUUAGCCCGUGCAUACUCGCUUUUGGGCAAUGAUGUGCGUGCCCAGGAGGAGAUGUUGUCUCUUAAGAGCAAGCUGAUCGGGAAAGUGGCCAGUAAAAACAUUUUUAAUUUUAUUUGGAGUAGUUGAAUGGUCUGCCAUACGUCUUCUUGUACCUAUGACUUGAUUGCUACAAACCUCUUUCAUAUGAUGGGGCCGUAAAAGAAUCUGUUAAGUUUGAGAAAGAAUCUGGUGGCAUACUCAAGGGUGCAUAUAUGUUAGGCAAAGACGCGUUCGAAGAAGAGGUUGUUCUUGAUGGUGGAGCAAAGUUUGUGGUUUUCAUCCUCUGCUCCCUAUGCUUUGUUAGUUGUCAAAAGGAAAACAGUUUUGUACCAUACAGCUGUAAUUAAAGACUGUUAAUCCAUGAAAUUGGUUAUUGAA
Molecule: messenger RNA, 2338 nt
Organism: Nymphaea colorata (pocket water lily)
Lineage: Eukaryota; Viridiplantae; Streptophyta; Magnoliopsida; Nymphaeales; Nymphaeaceae
Product: crossover junction endonuclease MUS81
Exons: 15
Coding region: 194-2047 (617 amino acids)
Biological process (GO): mitotic intra-S DNA damage checkpoint signaling; DNA catabolic process; resolution of meiotic recombination intermediates
Cellular component (GO): Holliday junction resolvase complex; nucleus
Molecular function (GO): 3'-flap endonuclease activity; DNA binding; crossover junction DNA endonuclease activity
Source: RefSeq, a predicted model, not a curated record